UUAUGGGGAAAGACUCGUCGAGUCGAUAAUAAAUCGAAAUUUCCAGUCAGAACAAACUGGCGCCACAAGAUACUGACUGGAGUGAUUUGCCCUCUCUGAGGAGCGGAGGGAUUCCGCUAGGAGGAAAGCAGGUCCGGACAAUCACCGUUGGAGUCAGUUAGGCACCACAUGGCGCCAUCUGUGUCAGGCCCCGCCCCGUUUCCUGACGUCAUCGCGUUUCGGGGCACGCACUAUUUUAAUUGAUUGUUCCGCCGCCGCUGCUAGAGAGAGCGGGGGUUUCUGUACCGCGUGUGUAUCCAUCCGCCAUAAGCCUCAGCGCUGCAGAGGGAUCACCGGGGAGACACCGCCGCCACCUACACCGUCACACAGAGAAGCCGCAGACGACACCGACCGGAGAAACAUGUCGGCCACCGCGACCCGCGAGAAGAGGAGCACGGCCACCGCGACCGCCACCACCGCCAGUACCAACAACGGGGAUAAUGGUAGCGGGGAGCCUGCCGCCGACGGGCCCGAGCUGCUGGAGAACUGCGGGGUGUGCAAGAGCCGGCUGAGGGCGGAGCGGGAGCCGCAGCUGCUUCCCUGCCUGCACACCAUGUGUAAGAGCUGCCUGAGCGCCGAGCCCGCCGAGGCCAGCCCCGACACCGGAUCCGCUAUGGUUCCUUGUCCAGUAUGUAAGAAUCAAUGCUAUCAGAAGGAGAUUGUUGAGAACUAUUUUCUUAGAGAGGAGGAUGCUGCAGGCCAAUCUGCUGGAACCAUUCAGAGAUGCACCAGCUGUGAUGACAACGCCAUAGCAAAUAGUUACUGCUGUGAGUGUGCUGAGUGGCUUUGUGAAACCUGCGUAGAGGCUCAUCAGCGUGUGAAGUACACAAAAGAUCACACCGUCAAAGUCACAACUGGCGCUAAAACUGAAUCUGAACAUACAGUGUUCUGCCCAGUCCAUAAACAAGAGCCCCUCAUGCUCUUCUGUGAUACCUGUGACACAUUGACCUGCCGUGACUGCCAACUGCAGGGACACAAGGAUCAUCAGUAUCAGUUUUUGGAGGAUGCUGUCAAAAACCAGCGGAAAAUUCUGUCUGCUUUAGUGAAGAGAUUGGGAGAAAAACACGUUCACCUGCAGAAGUCCACAAAGGAUGUUCAUUCUUCAAUUCGUCAAGUGAUUGAUGUUCAGAAGAAAUUGCAGGUGGAUGUGAAGAUGGCGAUCUUGCAGAUUAUGAAGGAACUUAACAAGCGUGGCAAACUACUUGUAAAUGAUAUGCAGAAAGUGACAGAAUCACAUCAGGAUAAGUUGGAGAAGCAACACUGGAAUAUGAACAAACUUCAGAAGCACCAGGAACACAUCCUCCGCUUUGCCACCUGGGCAUUAGAAAGUGAUAAUAAUACGGCUUUGCUGCUUUCUAAAAAACUGAUAUAUUUCCAGCUGCACCGUGCUCUGAAGGUAGUGGUGGACCCGGUUGAGCCUUUAGGAGACUUGAGAUUUCAGUGGGAUGCAGAUACCUGGACAAAACAUGCAGAGUUUUUUGGUAAAAUUGUAUCUGACAAAACGGGAGUCGUGUCGUCUACUGCCACACAAUCAAUGAACUCAACAUCUCAGGUACUUUCUCCACUUACCAACUUUAACCCGAUGGUGCAGAGUAGAGCAAGACCUGGUGUUUCUCAAGGGAGAGCUGCAGGCGGUGGCCCUGGGGGCUUCAUGCAGCAGCCCAUGGAUGACUAUGAUGGAACAGAGGGUGAAUCAUCUGGACUAGACUACAUUGGUGGACAGAAAAGGGGACGGAGUUCAGAGGGCGGUGAUGUAAACGAACUGUUAAAAAAGGUUCCCCGUGUGAGCCUAGAACGUUUGGACGUGGAUCUCAAUCGUGAUAAUCAGCCACCGGUCUUUAAAGUUUUCCCCGGAAACACAAAUGAAGAUUAUAAUUUAAUUGUGAUUGAGAGGGGGAAUAAUGGUGGAGAGCCUGUAGUAAAGGAGGAAGCCAUGGAAACAGGCAUUGGUAUUCCCACAGUUGAUUCCGGUGUGCGUUCUGCUGGUUUGCCAGAAAGUGUAACACCUGCAGUUCGACCCCAAAGCUCUACUAUUGAUGUUACUGCUGCUGUCGAAUUUCAAGGCUCCAGUGGAUCUGCAGUUCCAGAAGCUCGCUGUAAAGUGUGCCAAAAAGAAGGACCGAUGCUUGCAUGCAGCCAAUGUAAAGUAACUAUCCACCGUGACUGCCAUCUGCCUGCAGUUACAGAAACUAUAAGCGGAGACUGGAAGUGUAUUCUGUGCCACGACAUGCCCAAGGGUGAUCAAGGUGAAGCUGCUCCAGAUGCUAAUGCCACCAGCCUCUCAACAGUUGAUCAGAAGAAAUGUGAGCGUGUGCUGCUGGAACUGCUUUGCCAUGAGCCUUGCCGGCCCUUCCACAGACUGUCCGUCAGUGCGGACGGAGAACCAAUGAUCGACUUGACGCUUAUCCGAGCUAAGCUACAACAGAAGCUAACACCAUAUUAUGCGAACCCUGAUGACUUUGUGCGUGAUGUUUGGAUGAUGUUUAGAAACGUCAGCAAGUUUGCAGAGGAUAAAGCCGUGGUUCAGUCAAUCAUUGAACUCCAGUCUUUCUUUGAAGCAAGACUCAGUCUUCUGUUUGGGGAUCGCAAAUUUUCAUGUCUCGUGGGAGAAGCUGGUAAAGAUGACGAACCACACAGUGAAAGUGGAACUCAAAGAAGUUCCCCUGUCAGCACAACCAGCGACAGUGUAUCUUCUGUUAAAAAUGGCACCGAACCAAUUUAAUGGAAAUCCAUCCUGAUCUGUCCACUUAUAGCUCAAUUCAAGGUGACAUGCGCAUGUCUAGUUUAAAAGGAGACAACUGCGCUAAUGACUGGAAAACUUCUAUAGCCCUUUCCCCCUUUCUAUAUAGCGAAGUCCUAGAGUCAACGAGCGAUGGAUGACACUGAGAGGCCUGUAUUGUAGAGUUAGGAAGCUCUUAUCUGUUUCAUUCACAGCUUGUAUCUCAUCUGAGUCAAUUGUUUCUAUAACUCCUUUCAUUGCGUUUUCGGCUGUGUUUACCUGUUUUGCACAAGGAAAUCGCCAUGGAUCACUUCAAUGCCCAAAAACAGUCAGUGCUGACAAGACUCAAGAUGUUGGUCCAUACUAAGUUGGUAUGUAACUAACUUUCUAUACGGGGCUGGCAUGUAACCACAUCCUUUCAGUGUAGUUUAUAGAUUCUCUGUGGGGUAAGUCAGGAUGCAUAUUGUUGUAGGCUACAUCUUGUUUUAUGGCUGAAAUAUAUUCUCUUCCACUUUUCAGCCUUUGAUAGCAGCCUAGCCCGGGACCAAAUGUUUCUUUCCUGGCCCCCACCCCCCUUGACCCUAUGGUUGGGCUUCCCAAAAUGUCUGGAUAUGCUGAAGUGGUUUUACAGGCGAUCACUCAUUCAGCCAAUCGGACAUCAAUAAUGUAGACACCAUAUGAUGCUCAGAGUUGUGUUCAUGAGUUUUAUGUGCACAAUAGUUGCUGGGCCUCGGACUCCCAGUGUCAGAUCGGGUGGACGUGUGUGCCUGGAUUACACUUCCUAAAUGGCAUUAACCAUCUUCCUAUAACCAAUAAAAUAACAAGGUCUCAAUCUUAUAUUGUUAUAGCUGUCUUUGCUGUUUUGGGUAAAUCCAAAGAACGUGUUACCUGUUACACAACCUUUUUGAAUCUGUUCCCCUUUUCCUGCACUGCAGGCCUUUAACCAAACUGUUCAUGCAAAGACUUAACCAACAUUAUUUUGAAGUCCAUUUUGCCCUAUAGAUAAUCAGAUUCAGGUUCAGAAGUUGUACUGUGUAGAGCUUGGUGCCAUCUUUAUGUCAUAGGGUCCCAACCUCCCACCCACCUUUUCCCCGACCUCCUAUUUCCUUGAUCACUUGGUUUAAAAUAGAAUAAAGUCUGCAUUGAAGUUAUUGUUUUAUACUUUGUUUUGCAUAAACACCGACAAAAUCUAGAAGAAAUCCCAGUGCGGAGUCUUGGGUCACUUGGGCUUUGAGUUUUUUUUCUUUUUUUUUUUUUUUUUACUCUUAAAACCUAUAUCCUGAAAUUGCAAUCAGGAUAUAGAUAUUGUUAAUUUACAUUUCACUUUAUUCUUUUACAAAAUGUUCACUAGGUUUGUUGUAGCUUAUAAGACUGUAAUACUGCUCUUAGGUGUCAUGUGCCCUUUAUAGAUUUGAUGAAGCCCAUUGAUGCUUAGUGACCAUUCUGGAUGAAGGUUCUCAAAUUAAGAUUGGACACUGAUAUAUUAAGGAUCCCCACCCCCAGAGGAUGACAACAUGGACAGAUGUGAGCUGAUGUGUAUCAUUACUGUACUGUUAAAUAAAUCGACAUUUGCCCCUUCCCCACUACUACUGUUGUAGCCUUUACCUGUCUACUCAUUAGCCCGUGUGCUGUCCUGUUUGCCUUGAUACUAAUGGAGAUGCCUGGUGAGACCAUUUUGUAAGAGCAGUAAUCCUUUAUGAUGACUUGUUUUUUGUUUGUUUUUUUGUUUAUUUUUAUGAAAUAAAGCUCAAACACUUACAAGCUUG
Hyla sarda is the source of this 4524-nucleotide messenger RNA. It is a transcript of the gene TRIM28, whose product is annotated as tripartite motif containing 28. Gene Ontology annotation, molecular function: zinc ion binding; protein binding. The coding region runs from base 401 to 2761 and encodes 786 amino acids. NCBI's taxonomy places the organism in Eukaryota, Metazoa, Chordata, Amphibia, Anura, Hylidae. The record is from RefSeq and is a predicted model, not a curated record. The transcript has 17 exons.